AUGCUCCCAGUCAGAGACACUCCCGCACAAAUGCAGCUCCACCUAGCCGAUCAGCUUAGCCUGCUUAUAUACCAAUCUGUCCACAACGUUGAACUUCAGCGUGCCAAGAAUCAGCUCAAGUGGAGCCUGAUGAUGGCACUCAAGAGUCGGGCAGUGGAGGUGGAGGAUCUUGGCUGGCAGUUGCUUGUCCAUGGUCGGAGGAUUCCUGUGACUGAAAUGAUUGCAGCCAUAGACAAGGUGACUCCUGACUGCAUGUGCCGCAUCGCUACCAGACUAUUCACACCUUCAUCUGGAAACAAGGCCAUAAUUUUGAUGAUGCGAUGCGGGGAUAUAAGGGUUGGAAGGCAAUGCUUAACAUAUGGUGUUGCAGGAGCAUGA
Messenger RNA from Suillus fuscotomentosus, 378 nucleotides. RefSeq lists its product as uncharacterized. NCBI's taxonomy places the organism in Eukaryota, Fungi, Basidiomycota, Agaricomycetes, Boletales, Suillaceae. Gene Ontology annotation, molecular function: metal ion binding. The record is from RefSeq and is a predicted model, not a curated record. The transcript is spliced from 2 exons. Gene Ontology annotation, cellular component: mitochondrion. Bases 1 to 378 code for a protein of 125 amino acids.